UAGAGGACCCCUCCUCGAUUUAUCCUUUAACCGGCGGGUUUCCUCUUCCGGCUUAACUCUUCGAUCCUUGUCCCUCGAUCCUUGGCCCCAAAAGUUUCCAGCUUUAAUCCCGCUGGACCUUGUACGGUGUUUCGAAUAAAAAUGAAUUUAUCCUCGAGUCGACUUUUUAAUUUUCAAUUUUUGAAAUUUUGAUAAUUUGAAAUUUGGAAAAAUACCAAAAUCUUAGUAAUUAUAGAAUUUUGGAAAAAAAGAGAAAAAUCUUCCACAAAAUUUGCAUUGUUCGGUGAACCAUCCGGUUAAAGAAAAAAAAACAAAAAAAAAAAGAAGCAAUUCGAAAUUUAAAAUAAAAAAUUGCUUCGAAUUCUUCGAUUAUCGAGAAUUUUGAAAAAAAAAAAAGGAGUAUUUUUUUUUUUGAGAAAUUUUGAAACGAAAUUCGUGUCGUCCAUUCCAGAGGAAUCGUUUAGAGGAUUUUGAAAAAAAAAAAAAGAAAAAGAACUUGUUUCGGAUUACCAAAUUGUGAAAAAUAUAAAUUGAAGCUGUCUAAUUAAAGGGAUGCAGACACAAAGAAGGUGACUGUUCGUGGUUUGAUCGAUUCUCGAAGGAACUCAUGAAAAACCUACUCCUCGUGUGGUCCAAUCAGUGCGAACAAUUGAUUUGCAAAUAUUACUGUGUUAUCUAUCUAUGUGAUCACUUUUUUUUACAAUGUAAACCAAUGACGCGUCGAAUUCUGAGCGUCAGACUCGUUGAUUCUCAAAAGUUUAGAGUGUAACGAUGGAUCAAAGCCAGGGAAAAAGUGAAGGUCUUAGUGCGAAACGAUAGUUCUUUUUUUUUUUUUAAACGGGGGUGGUUUCCUUCCAUUUUGGUCCCAGAAUGGAGAGGAGAAGAAUGCCAAGGAGAAGAGGCCUUUCCUCCGCGGAAAUUCGACAAGAAUUAUCAGUAAAUGCGUCCACACAACAAUCGGAAGUAAUAGCGAGGUUACUGCCUAUCAACGGGAACCCCGAGAUCACAGGAUGCAAAGAUCGACCUCAUAUUUGUGGAAAAGAAGCAGCAUGUCGUAGCUUUAAAGACAACACAUCCAAAUGCGUCUGUCCGCACGAUCUAUCCCCACCAACAACGGAUUUGAAAUGUCCAAAUCGUCUAAUAGUUCCCCUAACACCUCGACCUAUACCCAACAUAAUCCCUCCAAAUGGUAACUCUACCAACAGUACGACUGCUCUUCCAGAAGCAGAACAGUAUUUUCAUACUGUUCAACAGGCAGAGCGUGUGAGACAAAAGGUACCUGAAAUAAUAGGAAUCACCAUAGCAUUCGUCGCGGUAUUAGCAAUAUUGUUGAGUAUAGUCUACUGCGUGAAGAAAAGAAGUUAUAACGUGAAAUCACAGAGGAAUUCUCUGGAUGGAACACCGAUGAAUCUGAAAAAGGGAUUGCUGCUAGCGAAUAAGUACACACCUAACCCACAGUAUUUCAGUUGCGCCUCGCCGGAAGUGUCGAUUCUGCAACGUGAGUCUCUUGCAUUUUUGCAAGAAAUCGGCGAAGGAUGUUUUGGAAAAGUAUAUAAAGGAGAAUUAUGUAUUGGAGAUUCGAAAGAGAUCGUCGCUAUAAAAGUUUUAAAAGAGACUGCACCGCGAGAAGCUGAAGAAGAUUUUAUGCGAGAAGUCGACAUCAUGUCCACUUUUGGGCAUAGAAAUAUUUUGUCGUUGAAAGGUGCAGUGCUCCGUGAAGGUAAUAGUAGUCCAUGGAUGGUUUUCGAAUACAUGCCGUAUGGAGAUCUCGCUGAAGUUUUACGAUCGAACUCUCGACAAUUUAAUAGAUCGCCGAAACCUGAGAUGCAACCUUUAACUGAGGAGUCUUUACAUUGGAUAACAAUCCAAAUUGCAGCUGGUAUGACAUAUUUAUCGGGUCAAAGAUUCGUUCAUAGAGAUUUGGCAUGCAGAAAUUGUCUAGUUGGUUAUGAUUUCAUUGUUAAAAUAGCAGAUUUUGGAAUGUCACGAGAUGUUUAUACUUGCGAUUACUAUAAGAUAAAAGGUUCUAGACUUUUACCAAUCCGUUGGAUGUCACCGGAAAGUGUAAUGUAUGGACGAUUCACAUUGGAAAGUGACGUAUGGAGUUUUGGCGUUGUUCUAUGGGAAGUCUAUUCCUUUGGCAAACAACCAUAUUACGGACAUAAUAAUGAAGAAGUAGUGAAGCUAAUUUUUCAAGGCAUAAUGCUUAUACCUCCAGAAGGAUGUCCACCAUUUGUCUGCCAAAUAAUGCGAGAAUGUUGGAAAACUGAUCCUAAGGAUAGAAUUAAAUUUCCGGAGAUAUUAGAAAGAUUGGAGAAAGUUAAAGUUAAGUCAAUUCAAGAUACGUUACCAAGGCCACCUCAAGGUCCAGUCACUAUUCGUACACCAGACGUAUUAGAUCCUGAUGGCUAUUUAUUACCAGCACCGGCAAAACCCCACGAAUACUUGCAAACUUUACCAUCUUUGUCCGAUUGAUAUUGAUAAAAAUCAUAUAUGUUAACAGAAGUUCAUAAAAUAAUUAAAAUUUCUAAAUUGGGAAAAAAAAAUAGGAUCAAAUAAAUCGAUAAAAUUCGUUGCAAUUUUCUUAAAAA
This is a messenger RNA of Apis laboriosa (Himalayan honeybee), 2591 nucleotides long. Its product is annotated as tyrosine-protein kinase transmembrane receptor Ror-like. The transcript is spliced from 9 exons. Bases 871 to 2475 code for a protein of 534 amino acids. Gene Ontology annotation, cellular component: signaling receptor complex; axon. Gene Ontology annotation, molecular function: transmembrane receptor protein tyrosine kinase activity; ATP binding; neurotrophin receptor activity. NCBI's taxonomy places the organism in Eukaryota, Metazoa, Arthropoda, Insecta, Hymenoptera, Apidae. Gene Ontology annotation, biological process: cell surface receptor protein tyrosine kinase signaling pathway; multicellular organism development; cellular response to nerve growth factor stimulus. The record is from RefSeq and is a predicted model, not a curated record.